Eimeria mitis is the source of this 2379-nucleotide messenger RNA. RefSeq names its product Vacuolar transporter chaperone 2, related. The record is from RefSeq and is a predicted model, not a curated record. The transcript has 15 exons. NCBI's taxonomy places the organism in Eukaryota, Apicomplexa, Conoidasida, Eucoccidiorida, Eimeriidae. The coding region runs from base 1 to 2379 and encodes 792 amino acids.
AUGGCCGCCCCUUCCUUCCAUAUGCAAGUCCCGGCGCACUACCUGCCAGCCUAUGUGGACAUCCGGCGGCUGAAGAAGCAACUUGAAGAAGUCGUGCACAAUGCACAACGUCAGCGCGCUACUGUUCGGCGCCGCCUGGAUAUUCUGCAAAGGCCCAGAAUAUUGCCCUCUGGCAUGACACAGAAGCCCACUUCGCCAGCUGCUGCAAGCGAGCAUCAAGACACGGAGCCUAGCUCACCUCACGCAGUAGCAGAUCCAUCCCAAAGCCAAUAUACAUCCUCCGCAGCAGCCGCAGCUGCCCGGGCUGACGAUGGAAUGGCUGGGUCGAGUUUGAGGGCUGAGGCAGAGACCCUGUCUCUGCUUCCCGAGAUAAUUCAUCUCGACCUGUACAUCCGCACGAACCACAAAGCGUUGCUGUUCCUCUGUUCGCAUUUUGACCGUCUGCUCACAGGUGUGAAGACGGCGCGGUGGUUUUCCACUUCGCUUCUGAAGGAAGCAUAUUGCAACGUUGACCUCGAACGCCUGGUUCUGAUGCUGUCCCUUCUUUGGGGGAGGUUUCGUUCCAAAUUGGAGGGAAGGCAGAUGGAAUCUGAAGCAUGGAAGCCGCCAGAUUCAUUUGUUCGGGUUACAACCAAGUACUGGGUCAGACCAGAGAACAUUGUGCGGGCGCAGUGCCUAAUUGUACGGCAUUUGCCAUUUCUCGUAUUCGGGACAUCUGACAAAGAUUUGGAGGCGUCAUUGCUUGACCCGGAUACUACAGCAGACGGGCACAAACUCCGGGCACCUAAUCUUGCACCGACACAGAUGGUGGCGUCAGUGUAUUUCGACAGUUCAGGCGCCUACAGCUACGAGCGUCGCAUAAGACGAUUUGAAGGCGCUCAGCUAUUGCGCUUUCGUUGGUAUGGCACCAACAACAAUGGUCCAGACGAGGACAUUUUCAUUGAACGGAAAACACAUCACGAGUCCUGGAGUGGCAUGAGCAGCACGAAGGAGCGAUUUGUAGUCCCGCAGCGGCUUGUCGCUCCGUACAUGCUGCUGCAACGAAGUGCUCGAGAUCUUCUGCUGGAGGCCGCAGGUUUCCACUUCUCAGCAACUGACAGUGGCCCCGUGUCAGAGCCCCCAAUGUCUCAUGAACAUACUGGGAGCCCUUAUCCUGUGGAUGGUGACGCUCAGAAACGUGCCGCUGAUGCCUACAUAGCGAAAAACGGGAAACUGAAGAAGGCUAUUCAGUUAGGGGAAGAGAUACAACAGGCAAUCGCAGAACAUCAUUUACAACCGAUGGUACGUAUUUCUUUGGACACGAAUCUGUGCAUGGUCAACGAGUACAGGCCUCAGAGGCAGGAGGAUGGCGGUUUCAAUUGGUGCCGACUUGCAGACGAAUUGCUAGGAAGGGACGAGGUUGUGCGGUUCCCCUAUGCUAUUCUUGAAGUGAAGGUUCAGCAACAACCGCCGCCUGCUUGGGUGCAGUCGAUGCUUUUGUUAUCAGACGCGACAUUGGUGUACAAGUUUUCCAAAUUUCAACACGGAAUGGCAUUUUUGCAUCGCGACAAGAUUUCCAGCGGGCUGCUGCCUCACUGGUUGCAGAGCCCUCAAUCUGCGCAGCGACAAAGGCAAGAAGACGAGCAACUGUCAGCGCAGAAGAACCGCGGUACCCUGCGGGUACCUCCCCUAGGCGGUUCCCUUUUUGAGUCGCUGCGCAAUAGCCCCGAUAGCCUGUUGACGCCUUUAACCCGUAGUCUGACCGACCACCACCUGCCAAGACUUUUGACUUCUGACGCUCUUGGAACGGAGAGGCGGAGCCUCUUCCCUGUAGGCGAAAGCGAAGCAGUGGUCGCGGCUGAUCCAGACUGGGAAGAUGUGACGGCUACAGCAGCGCACCGCACAUUUUGCUGGUUGAGAGCACAACAAAAGCGGCAGUUGCAGCAGGCGCCCAGCGCCAUAGGCCAGGAGGGACCUGCUGAAGGGGAAUUUGAAGAUGAUCGCCCGCGGGCGAACAGCGGCAGCAGUGCAGACUCACUGCGCCAACGGCUGCUGCGCCGGCACAUUCGCACCGUGAAGAAGAUUGACCCCAAGACAUCCUUCGCUGCGGAGCGCACAUUUCUGCACUACAUUCAGAAGGGGCUUUACUUGGCAGGAGCAAGCCUUGCGAGAGUCGCGAAAGCAGGUGCAGCUAACAUGCAACAACGCAUUGAUUCCCAGUGGGGGCCUUUGCUGGCGUUUUUCGCGGCCGGUGUAGCCACGUUGUUGGUGCUGGUGCUCCAGGUGGACGUCAAUCUGCGGAGUGUCUUGAAACAUGAACAGGUAGAAAAUUCGGCGGUCUACAGCCAGAAGCAGCGUGCAGAAAUGGAUUUAUCGCAGCAACCCGUGAACGAGCUGUAA